AUGGCGUACCAAGCGGCAGGAACAGAUAAUAUUCUUCUUGUAACCGAUUCUUACAAGGUUACACAUCAUAUGCAAUAUCCACCAAAUACUACAAAUGUGUACUCCUACUUUGAAAGUCGUGGCGGGAAGUUUGAGAAAACCGUCUUCUUCGGUCUACAGUACAUCAUCAAGCGAUGGUUGUGUGGUAAGGUUGUUACGGAAGAGAAAAUCCAGGAAGCAAAGGAGUUAUACCAUAAACACUUUAUGAAAGAUCAUUUUAAUGUUGAUGGAUGGAGAUAUAUUUUAGAGACAUACGACGGUCAUCUACCAAUAAGGAUUAAAUCUGUACCCGAAGGAAUGGUCGUCCCAUAUAAAAAUGUUCUGUUCACAGUAGAAAAUACAGAUCCUAAAUGCCAUUGGCUAACAAAUUACUUUGAGACACUGUUGGUUCAGGUCUGGUACCCGAUGACUGUUGCCACCAACUCUAGGUACCAGAAAGAGAUCAUUGCCAAAUACCUUGAUGAAACUGCUGAAACUCUCGAGAAACUGCCAUUUAUGUUACAUGACUUUGGUUUCAGAGGAUCGUCUUCUGUAGAGUCUGCAGGUAUCGGAGGGUGUUCACAUUUAGUAAACUUUAUGGGCACAGAUACGAUAGCUGGGAUUACUACGGCCAGAAGAUAUUACGGUUGUGACAUCGCUGGAUUCUCUAUACCAGCUGCUGAACACAGCACUAUUACUACUUGGGGUAAAGAUGGUGAAGUUGAAGCAUUCCGCAAUAUGUUGACAAGAUUUCCUGAUGGUUUGGUAGCCUGUGUAAGUGACAGUUACAACAUCUGGGAUGCCUGUGAGAAAGUUUGGGGAGGUAAACUGAAGAGCUUGGUUGAACAGCGAAAAAAUGGUUCCCUGGUGGUGCGCCCCGAUUCUGGUGACCCUCCAACCGUUGUUGUUCAGGUUUUAGAUAUACUAGCGAAAUGUUUCGGAAAGUCGCUGAACAAGAAGGGUUACUAUUUAUUGCCGCCAUAUAUUCGUGUGAUACAAGGAGAUGGGAUAAGUUACGAGACUUUGGGAGCUAUCUUAGAGAACAUGAAAAUAAAUAAAUGGAGCGCAGAGAAUCUUGCCUUUGGAAGUGGUGGAGCAUUGCUGCAAAGAUUGGAUAGGGAUACACAGAAAUGUGCUUUUAAAUGCAGUUACGCAGUGUGUAAUGGAAAAGAGGUGAACGUCUACAAAGCUCCAAUUACUGAUCCUGGUAAGAAGAGCAAGAAAGGACGUCUGACAUUAGAGAAGACGAAGGAUGGGAAUUUUGUCACUGUAGAAGAAGGGGCAGGAGAUGUCAAAAAGGAUAUUCUAGAAACUGUAUUUGAGAAUGGUAAAUUGUUAAAAGACUUCUCAUUUGAUGAAGUUAGAGCUAACGCCGAGAUUGACCUAGUUAACCAGAGAAAGAAAGAAAAGUCGGACAGUCAAUAACAAGCUAUAUAAUGAUGCCUCGAUAGCUUGAUAGUAACAUCACACUCAUGUAGAGAUCAACAGAUUGUAUGCCAGAAAUUGUGAACAAGUUAUGAAUGAAUGAAGAAAAAACUACCAUCUUGAAACAUGCCCUAUUCAAUGUGAAACAAUAUCAAAACAUAUCACUUUUGGAUGCAAAAUUUUUCAUGCUUUUAGAACAAGUACAACAAAAGGGAAAACGUUUUACCCUUUCAGGAUGAAAUUCUUAAGUUAGAUUUCUGAAAAUAAUUUCUAUUCAAAUACAUAUAUAUUGUAACUGUUGCUUUUAUGCUUUUAUGAACUUUGAAAAAUAUGGUAUACAUCUCGAAGCGAUCUAGAAAAAGUAACUGUUUGUGGUGUCCAAAAUUCAUUUAUACUGUAAAAUAAGUAAUUUUUGUGGUGUCAAAAUUGUGUUAAAUCAACAUUUUUGAUUUAUUGACAAGGUCAAAUAUUGGCAAAUUUCUACUUACAGUUCAGUUAAAUUAAUAUGAAAUAUAAAUACCAAUCAAACACUAAUAUGAAACAUAAAUACCUAUCAACACUUUUUUUGCAACUUCAGUUUGUGAAUUUAGCAAAUUUUAAUCCCUUACGAAAAUUUCUUAUUUUACCAUAUCGGCAAGUUAAGUAAAAAAUAUCUUUGUUCAGGUUAAAAAGCAAAAUUAAUGUCUUCAAAAUAAUGAAAGUAAUUAAAAUUCAAAAUUAAAGAGUUGUUACAAAUGUUUAAGAGAAUAAUAAGGAAAAAAUGUUUGUUUCUUAUUAUAGUAACACGUGAAUAGUAAUUGUAGUAUAAAGAAUUUUAUUGUAUGAAUAAACUUGUAUGAAUAAUCUAGUACUGCUAUGAUACUGACCAGUAUACAGACACUACUGUUGUUGUACAUGUCAGUUUGUUGUUAUGGUAUGUAGAAAACAUGUUGUAAUAUUUUGUUGUCUUUUUUGAAAAAAAAAUUCUUGAACAGUGAGUGAAGAAUAUAGUUAUUGUCAUUAACAAGAGCCAAUGUUAUAUAAAUUGAAUUUGAAAACCAGUCUUAAAUUCUAGCAGCUGAUUGGCUAAUUUUUGAAUUUUGAAUUGAAAUUGGCCAAUAGUAGAGCUGCAUUAAGAGACUGGUUUCCAAUUUUAGUAAUGCAGUCUUGCUGCAAGCACUUUUGUGAAGAUCUCUUUCAGGACCAACUACAUAAGAGCACCAUGCCUUUGUGAGUAUGAGUAAAUGCCUAUGAAUCAUAAAUUGUUUUAUUUACAAAUAAAAAGCCAUAUAUUUAUAAAUUCAUAUACAUGUACAUGUAUUAUGAUAUAUUUUCAAACGCAUAUAUGUGUCAUUCUUUUCAUUGUACGGACUUGUGGUUUUGCACUUCCUUGGAGAUUCUGCUACUAUCAGGGACAUCUAGAGAUAAGAAUUUGUCAUUUGUUACACUCCAAAUAAAUUUCUAUAUUGAUCUUAAAUAUGACCAGUUGUUUUUUCUAAAAGCCUUCUGUGAAGAAAGGCCAAUAAAAUAAAAAUCUGUCAAUAAUGCUUACCAUUUAAGGUUCUUUUUUGUUGAACGAAUGAGGAAAAUUGCCUGUGUUUAGACAAUUUUGUCCAUGUGCGUAGCAUAAUAUUGAGAGCAUGUGAUUUGUUGCUGUCACUUGCAGAGAAAUUGGCGAUUACUGGUCAGUUAUCCAGGAAAGCCAAUUAGGCGGACCCACGGCCAAGAUAUAACAACAAGCCUCAAACAAGCUUUUAAAUUCAAAGUAAUUUUAUUUUGUUAAGCAUAUUUGUGGUGAAAAGUGUAUUUUUUGUAUAUUUGCUCUAAAGUCCUCCUACCAUUGCAUUGAAAAUUCCCUGCCAUUGUUAUCAUUCUACACUUAAACAUUGUCAGAUAGAUAUUGCUGGAUGUAGCAGCAAGUCUCCAGAUGUGUGUAAAAUAAAUCUUCGAAAAAAUCACUUUGAGAAAAAUAUUAUUUACAGUCUUACAAAUGUCAAUCUAAUUAAAAUCAUAAAAUCAUGAUUGUCGCUCCACUACACUUUGCUUACAGUAACGGAGCGAAAAACGAUGAUCUGAUUUUAAUGAGAUUGAAGAAAUGUUUGACAAAUAUUCAAAAUUCAGGCAAAACUUCGACUGUAUUAUCUAAAAUAUUUGACAGAAUUUUGUAUUUUUAUCACCAGAUUUUUUCCUGUCACUAAUGUCCCGACACACAUCUGGAGUUGUGUUGUUUCACGUCUUUUUAUCAUAUGCUCAAAAUAUGGCAGCACCCUGUAGUUCACAUGUCCAAACCUUGCAAUAUGCCAUUAUAGAUAUUAUAUUGCCCCCCUUUUUAAUCAUAAACUGUACAUUUAUAUAUCACUUGCAUGUGUGUAUACACGCCAUUAGUACGAUGCCUGAAGAAAAUAUUGUUUUCAUUCUUACAUUACCAAUUACCAUGAAGAAAAUUGAACAUCUAGAAAGUAAAAUGUAAAGGCUUUAUAGCUUGAAUAUUACAUUGUUUUAAAUCGUUAGAUGUUAGUUUAAACCUUUUUACAAGGUUGACAGGGUCUUUUUUAGAUGGAUUAUUUAUAUACAGUAGAACUUCUAUGUGUCCAACUUUGAUUAGAAGAUUUUUUUUGUUAUGCCUUUUGUAACUCACUGGUAAAUGUUGAUGGCGUGAGAUUUUGUCAUUGAGAUGAGACCUGAAUUCAUAAGUCGAAGGCCUGAUGUCAGCAAGUACCUUCAACUUUGAAUUUACAAAGUUCUACUUUAUAUAUUAUGUUAGUUAUCUACUUUAUGUUUUCUUAUUACCUUAGUUAUGAGUAUCUUUUUUUUUUUUAACUAAUUUACCUGAAAUACAUUUAUAGCACAGUUUAAAGGCACAUUAUGCCUCGGAAACUAAUUUAUUUUACUUCUUUCGUAAAGGCAAACAUAAAUUUUGUAAUGUUUAAAUCACGGUUUUAGAGAAUGUUAAAUGCUUGUUACCUGAAGAAAUUAGUGAUAAAUGUGAAAUAAUUUGUCAAUAAAGUAGCAAAAUGUAAACAAAGUAGUAUUUUGACUUCCGUGCAAAAAUACUAAAUCACUAAAAUGUACUUUAAUUGCCAUAAAGCAACAGAAUAAAAGUUCACCAACAUUAAAAGGCUUUUGAUAAAUAGAAAUAAAAGAAUGUAUGAGGCAUAAUGGGCCUUUAUUUGAUUUUUGAGGUUAAAUAACUCCUGUGCUUUUUUUUCCAAGUAUAACAUUCCUGAAAUGAAAAAUUAUUCAUGAAUGGGUAAAGACUUGUAAUUUUUGGAUAUAUGUUACUCUAAUUUUUAUUGUUAGUUUAAUAAAAGAAGGAACUGUAACUGCGAAAGUCAAGUACAUAAAUUUUUAUGGUAAAGAAAAUUUACUAUGAAAGCAAGGAAAAUUUACUAUUAAAGUAAAGAAAAUUAACUAAAAAGUGAAGAAUAUUAUGAAAACAAUAAAAAUUAACAAAGAAAAUGAAAACAUUGACUAAAAUUGACAGUAAAUAUAUUAAUCAACAUUUACUAUGAAAGUAAAAAUAUUAACUAACAUUAACUAUGAAAGUAACAACAUUAACAAAUAUUAUAUAUGAAAGUAAAGGGGAAAAACUAUGCAGAGUUAUGUUUUGUUUUUGUUCUGUCAACUUAUAUCUAUUUUUUAUCUAUCAGUUAACUAUCACGUAAUCUGAGAGGUCUGGUGUGCAGGAAUAUAUUGUUGUUUUGAAUAUAUAUUUUUGUGAAGUCCUACAAACAUAGCCGUAUUUCUUAGCCACAGAAAUAGUAUCAAAAUUCUUCCAUCUUCUAAUUAAUAUGAUAGCCUAUUUAUUGUAUAUAUUUGGUAAUUUAUAGUAAUAUAUAUAUAUAUGUGUGUGUAUUUUAAUAACUGAUCAUAUUUAAGGCACAUUGUGCCUGUUAAAUAAAUACAUUUUUUCCUAGUUGAAAAGGACAAGUAUGUGUUAAUAAUGUUUUUAAAAAAAAACUUGAAAGUGUACAAAAUUGUACAUGUACCACUUCAUGGAAUAUAUAUUUUAAGUAUAUCCGAUGUUACUUAAUUGUUUAAGUUUGAAGUGCUUAGAACAGUUCUAUUAUGUUUGUAAGGAGUUUAUGUCCUGAAAUAAUAUAAAAGUUUAAUAUAUUUCCAUUUGUUAUAAAGAAUAGAGAGAUGUAUAAAUGUUUGUGUAAUAUUUGUCUAAAUACUUGCCUUUAUAUAUAUAAUUGGUUAGAGAAAGUUAUGACAAAAGUACACAUUCUAUUCUAUGUAUUUGCACAUUUUGUAACCAGAAUUAACUGUUGGCCAAAAGAAUCUGUCUGUAGCCAUUUUUUAUGUAUUAGAAUUAGAAUAAAAGGGUGGGAUAUAAUUUUUUUUGUUAAAGGGACACCACUGAGGUUUUUGAAGUGACAGGACUGGAAUUACUGUUUUUGAGAUCAAUAUUCCUUUUGAUGUAGAUCAAAACCAAAAACUUAUGUGCAAAAUUUCAGAAUAUUUACUCGCUCUGUUUUUUCCAGAAUGAUUAUUUUUAUUAUGAAAAAUGACCCAAAAUUGAAAAGCAUUGCAAUGUUUUUCACUUAAAUUGGGCUUAGAAAAACACAACAAUACAAUUUUCAUUUUAUUUUUUAGUAUUUUUCUUAUUAACUUUUGCAUUUCUGUCUGUUUUAAGUACCCCAGCUGAUCUGUGUAAGAAAUUGAAAUUUUAUGCUUUUAUGCUUUUGAACCUCAGUGGAGUACCUUUAAGAACAUUUGGGUUAAAAAAAUAGUUUGAACUCCUGAAACAUAUGUAUAUGAUGUUGUAAAAUUUUAGGGAUAUGGAAAUAGGAGCAUUCUGAAUGUUGAAACAAACAGUUUCUUUUUGCCUUAAAGUUAAAUUUCAAAAUAUUUUGAACAUGUAUUUUAUUUUAUUUUUUCUCUAUUUUCAUACACAUUUUUAUAAUAUUUUUUCCUAUUUUUUUAUACAAUUUACUCUCAUAAUUGUAUGAUAUAUGUUUACUGAACUGUUUUGUUAACAUGUUAUGACAUACUUUUAAAGAAGUACACUUUUAGUUAAAAUCUUCAAAAAUCAAAUUGAAGAAAAAUAUAUGUAUAGCCUAGAAAAAAAAUAUCUAAAUAUUCCAAAAUCUAUUAUGAUUCUACCUUUUACUGACAGAGUUAGGUUUUUCUUGCAAGAAAUUCGUCUAAUUUCUUAGGGUAGUCAGUGCAUUGGGCUAUAUUAAAAUACUUCAAUUGUACAAAAUUUUACAUAUGAGGACAAUUUUCAUAAAGUUCCAUUGAAAUUAACAGAAAUAUGGAAGCGAGCUCCUUAAAAAGUACAGAUGUGACACUUUGGUAUUCUAUUUAGGCUCUUGAAGUCUUUAUUUUAUUUCAUAAGGUCUUACAACUCCAUUUAAGUGCAGAAAAGUGAAUAUGAUGCUUUUGAUUUUUGGAAACCAAAAUUGGUAUGCUUGCCACUAAUAUUUUGUCAGCACUGCCUAAAAUCAGUUAAAUAGUUAAAAAAUGUUUUAUUGUUAUUUUCUGUAGCCUAUGGUGUAAUAUAGAUUCAUUAUAUAGGAUACUCACAUUUUCCGUCUCUCAGAUUGUUAGGCGAUUACCUCUAUGCUAAUAAAAUUAAUCUUAAUUA
This is a messenger RNA of Ruditapes philippinarum (Manila clam), 7015 nucleotides long. RefSeq names its product nicotinamide phosphoribosyltransferase-like. Lineage: Eukaryota; Metazoa; Mollusca; Bivalvia; Venerida; Veneridae. The record is from RefSeq and is a predicted model, not a curated record. Gene Ontology annotation, molecular function: nicotinamide phosphoribosyltransferase activity. Gene Ontology annotation, biological process: NAD+ biosynthetic process.